Molecule: messenger RNA, 3229 nt
Organism: Cydia splendana
Lineage: Eukaryota; Metazoa; Arthropoda; Insecta; Lepidoptera; Tortricidae
Exons: 2
Coding region: 349-3150 (933 amino acids)
Source: RefSeq, a predicted model, not a curated record
AUUCAUAAUUUUAAAAUUACUGUCACAACAUUAUUCCUCCGCCUCUCCAAUCCGUUUGUAAGGUGCAGUACGUAAUAAUAACUGAAAACAUAGCUUAUCCAACUACAUAUCAACAGUCAAAUCAAAGUUAAUACUUACAAAUAUGCGGCAUAGUUAGCAGUCAUGGAUCGUGAAGCGUGGUCUACGUAAAAUGAAACGUACUGUUUUUCCAUUCUAGUGCUAGAGCAUGGUAUAACGCCGCAUUUUACAGUGAGCCACAAGCUGCGCCUUGUCAUGAGAUGUGGCGUUACAUUUCUUUUGUCUGAAGACGCACGAGUGGAUCAAGGUUCUCAUAAUUAAGAAAAUGUGAUGUCUCUGCUAAAAGGAGUAGUACAAACAAAAUGUUGCCGGCAAGCUAACCUUGACGGAGGUUGGAUAUGUCCAUGCAAUAUGGAACUAUGCUUCGAAAAAAAUAUCAACGAGUUUCCUGAAACAAGAGAGGAAGAAAAUGAAUUAAGAACUUUAACUCCGGUUAAUACGGUUAAACACAUUGCAGGAAUGCGAAAAAUAAAAUGGUCUCCUGAAAAUUUCACGAAGAUAAAGGACUGCAACUACCCAGGUCUACUACGGUAUAAACGCACAGACCGGCUCCAGGGAAACAACCAACCAUGGUACGAAAUAAAACAAAAAGGAUCGGAUCCUUACAUCCAAAUGUACUUAAGAGACAUGAACAGAUUACAAACCGAAAGCACACAAAACAAGAUGGACGGACAAGGAUUGGACAAAAUGUAUUUACAAAUAAUAACACAUCCGACUUUUAACUCAUUUGAAACGGCAGAAGGAAACUUACACCCGACAGCAAACUUACCAUUUAAAAAAGCAAAAAGAAACUUAAGCCAGUACUUUGUUUUAGUAUCUAGCCGUAGUGUUGUCUCUCAAUUAUGUCCAUCUGGAAUAUAUUUAGUGAACAUGUCAACAAAUAUAUCAAUGCCAAAGAAUAAUGUGUAUUUGAAAACCACAUCAAAUAUGGGAUUAUCAUCUGUAAUGGAAUAUUCAGAGUACAAUAAAAUAAACACAAAUAAAUCAAAACCCAAUUUUAGAUCUUUUCUAGUUCAAUCCAGUUUACUACAAAAAACUAUAACAAAAGAAAAACAAAAUAAUGACACUAAUUCAAUCACAACUAAUCUUUCUUCAAGAAUCACUUGGGUGCAGAAUGAUACAGAGCGAUCUAUUCAUUCAUAUAAAAAAUAUAAUUUUAAUGAUUGGUUUCAUUUAUCCGUUAAACAAAACAGUGAGAAACCAAAAAAUCAGAUAACCGGAAAUAAAAACCUGAGUAAUUUCGCAUCAUCGUAUACACACAAACAAUCACCAUUUUCCAAUCUGAAAGGCGUUUUUGGACCGUAUGCGCAAACACAAAUCGUGUAUAAUGUUAAGGAGCAAGCGGCUACGGAAAAGAAAGAAAAGGGUACUUCACAACAAUUUAAACAGAAAUCGCAAGGAAUUGGCAGCGGAUCUGUUAGUGGUGGAAAUGAUAGCUCGAGUACUUCGUCCAAACGACGAACGAUCAAAAUUGAAUCAGGUUGUAGUUUUAGUAUAGAAUUUAAUGAUAAAGGGAAAACUGCGAGUACUGUAUCGUCGGUAUCCAGCUCUGAACCAGAGAAAGGCAAAAAGAAAGCAGGUAAGAAGGCGCUGCAUCGAUGUCUUUGUACCACAUCAUUUCCAACAAAUGACAAAAAAUUAAAAAAUAGGCCAUGUGAUUCCGGCGUAUGUGUACCAGGCAAAUGCACUCCAAGUGAAUGUUUUAAACGACUUCAAGAAAAGUAUGGAAGUAAAAAGAAACAAAGUGACAGCGAUGCUUCUUCCAGUCAGGCAUCACAAACACACAAAAAAAAAGAAAAAGAAGGAACAAUACUUAAAGAAAAAGGUUCAUCGAGCAUUUCAAAAUAUAAAGAAAGUGUAGAGAAAAAACCUCUCCCGCCGCCAAAAAAGUUUGACAUUGUGAAAGCCAUGAAAAACUGUUGUAAAAAAUUACAAUUUUGGAAGAAAGAUAAGCAUAUAGAACUUAAACCCGGAGUUAUUGGCACUGACAUAUCCGUCAAAGAUGAAACUAAGCCAAUGGGUUCUAAUGCAUCUAUCCAGUCAGGUAAAUCAAAAGUUCCAAAAAAAGACAAAAAAACGACUGGGAAAGAUAAUAAAGGCGAACCAACUACAGUGGAUGCAAAAACGUCAACUGGAAAAAAAGGAAGAAAAGAAAAGAAAGAACCGAAAGAAAAGGAAGAAAAGAAAGAAACGAAAGAUAAGAAAGAUAAGAAAGAUAAGAAAGGAAAGAAAGAAAAGAAAGAAAUGAAAGAAAUGAAAGAAGAGAAAGAAAAGAAAGAAAAGAAAGAGAAGAAAGAAAAGAAAGAAAAGAUAGAAAAGAUAGAAAAGAUAGAAAAGAAAGAAAAGAAAGAAAAGAUAGAAAAGAAAGAAAAGAAAGAAAAGAAAGAUAAGAAAGAUAAGAAAGGAAAAGAAGAAAAGGAAGAAAAGGAAGAAACGAAAGGAAAGAAAAAAAAGGGGAAGAAAGUCACUGAGAAAAAGAAAGAUACUAAAGAAGAAGUAAAAACAGAAACGAAAGCAACUGGGAAAAAGACCCGACCUUUAAAACCAUAUGAAUGCGAACCCGGUGUUUGUACUCCUAAAGUAUGCAGUCCAAAGGAGUGCUAUGAACGAAAAUAUCCACCUCCACCCCCAGCAAAGCUUAGCAACUUUAUGAAAUUCAAAAAUUGUGUACUAAAGGUUUGUUGCAAACGACCAGCUGCAGAAGAAAAAACUAGUUCGCCUUCGGAUGCGGCAACUCAGUCGCCAAAAUCAGCACCUGAAAAAACACCAGGGGCCACUGUGUACCAAGAAAAGGGAACGUCAGGCCCAAAGGCCGGCAAGAAACAGAAAGGAGAAACUACGGCGGCAGCAGCUAAGGAGUCACGCAAAUCUAAAAAAGGAGGUAAACAGACAACCGCCACAGGCGAUCAACCUAUAGCUAGCGGUGACGUCCAGCAACCCAUACAACAAUCAGGAUAUGCUGGUAUGCAAUAUUUCCAAAAUAUCGACUCUGAGCGAAUGACUAGGCGGCAGGGAAUUAACAUUGGAUCAGAGUGCGAAUGUAGUGUUGAAUUUUACAGGAUGCUUUAUUAAAUAUUUGUUAAACAAUGAAGUAAUUUUGUCAUAUUUUAAAAUGUGCUUUCUUUCAAGUAAAAUGUUUAAAAAACUUGUA